AUGGGAAACGCAGACUCCAAACUUCGUUUCAGAAAAGCGGUGAUACAACUCACGACCAAAACACAGCCUGUAGAGGCCACAGACGAUGCCUUCUGGGACCAGUUCUGGGCCGACAAGGCCACUACUGUCCAGGACGUUUUCGCUCUGGUGCCUGCGGCCGAGAUUCGAGCUGUAAGAGAGGAAUCCCCAUCUAACCUGGCCACCCUGUGCUAUAAGGCAGUGGAGAAGCUCGUCCAGGCAGCGGACUGCGGCUGUCCCUCGGAGAAGGAGAGGCAGGUCGUCCUGAACUGCACCCGCCUCCUCACCCGCAUUCUGCCCUACAUCUUCGAGGAUGCCGACUGGAGAGGCUUCUUCUGGUCCACCGUGCCCGGCGCCGGCAGAGCUCGGCGUUUGGAUGGAGGUGAUGAUAAUGAGGCGAGGCCCCUGGCUGAAUCCCUCCUGCUGGCCGUUGCUGACUUGCUCUUCUGUCCAGAUUUCACCGUUCAGAGCCACAAGAAGGAUGGCCCGGACUCGGCCGAGGACAUGCACACUAUAGACAGCUGUGAGUACAUCUGGGAGGCCGGGGUGGGCUUCGCACAGUCCCCUCCACUCAACUACGUCCAUGACAUCAAUAGGACAGAGCUGCUGAAGUUGGUCCUCACCUGUUUCUCAGAAGCGAUGUACAUACAACCUUCCUCUGAUCGUAAAAAUCUCAAUCCCUGGGUCACCUUCUUUUGCUCUGCCGACAACAGACAUGCCCUGCCCCUGUUUACCUCCCUGCUCAACAUAGUGUGUGCCUAUGACCCGGUGGGCUAUGGCAUACCUUACAACCACCUGCUGUUCUCAGACUACCGGGAGCAGCUGGUGGAGCAGGCUGUCCAGAUCCUUAUCAUUACCCUGGAACAUGAGGCUGGGUCGGCCACCAGUGUAGCUCUCCAGGACCUGGAGCCACUGGCAUCCCCCUCGGCCAUGGAGGACCAGGAGUCUGCUGGACCUGAUAAUCUUUUUGUGGAUUACCUAUCCAGGAUACAUAGAGAGGAGGAUUUUGGCUUCAUCCUGAGAGGUCUGGCAAGGCUUCUUAACAACCCCCUGGUGCAGACCUAUCUGCCCCAUUCUACCAAGAAGAUCCAGUUUCACCAGGAGCUUCUGAUUCUCUUCUGGAAACUCUGUGACUUCAACAAGAAAUUUCUAUUUUUUGUGCUGAAGAGCAGCGAUGUGUUGGACAUGCUGGUUCCCAUCCUGUUCUACUUGAACGAUGCCAGGGCCGAUCACACUCGUAUGGGUCUCAUGCACAUAGGUGUGUUCAUCCUGCUGCUCUUAAGCGGAGAGAGGAACUUUGGUGUUCGUCUGAACAAGCCGUACAUGGUCCACGUCCCGAUGGACAUACCUGUAUUCACCGGCACCCAUGCUGACCUGCUCAUUCUGAUCUUCCAUAAAAUCAUCACCAGUGGGCACCAGAGCCUACAGCCCCUCUUCGACUGCCUGCUGACAAUAACAGUGAAUGUUUCACCUUAUCUGAAGAGCUUGUCUAUGGUGGCUGCCAACAAACUGCUUCACCUGCUGGAGGCCUUCUCCUCCUCCUCAUACCUCUUCUCCUCCUCCCAAAACCACCACCUGGUCUUCUUCCUGCUCGAGGUUUUCAACAACAUCAUCCAAUAUCAGUUUGAUGGCAACUACAACCUGGUGUAUGCCAUCAUACGCAAGCGAAACAUCUUCCACCAGCUGGCCAACCUGCCGACCAACACGGCAUCCAUUCAGAAAGCUUUGGAGAGGAAAAAAAAGCGUAUGGUCAGCAUUUCCAGGACCAACUCUAUGGAGACUGAGGCCAUGGAGGGCUCUACUCCAGCAGUGCCUGCUGAGCCGGGCACGCUCAAAGCCAGCCUCGAGGCCACCCCAGGGAUUGACAAGCUAACGGAGAAGUCCCAGGUGUCCGUAGAAGGCACCGUGUUUGAGCCACAACACACACACUCUCCACAGGCGGCCGGUGACAGUGGUGUCGCAGCAAUCAGUCGACAGUCAAGUGUGUCAUCAUCAGCCAAAACGUGGAGUCCCACUCCAGAAUGGGUGCUCUCAUGGAAAACUAAGCUGCCUUUGCAGACCAUCAUGCGGCUGCUGCAAGUGCUGGUUCCUCAGGUGGAGAAAAUCUGCAUAGACAAGGGUUUGACAGAUGAGUCAGAAAUCCUGAAAUUCCUCCAGCAUGGCACCCUUGUGGGCCUGUUGCCCGUCCCUCAUCCAAUCCUCAUCAGGAAGUAUCAAGCCAACGCUAGCACUGCUUUGUGGUUCCACACCUACAUGUGGGGCGUCAUUUACCUUCGAAAUGUGGACCCCCCUAUCUGGUACGACACGGAUGUGAGACUGUUUGAGAUUCAGAGGAUUUAGAGGAGGAGCUGCAGUUGAUGGUCCUCACUUGACUUGUUGGUGUUCAAGCUGCCUGUCUCCACAUACACCCACCAGCUGGACCCUCCACCACCUCCCUUGUAACUGAAUGGAGAUCGGUGUCAAGGCGUCACACAUGUUUUGCCUUUUAAUUUUUUUAACAAAACAAGCAGUUGAAGCUCUUUUAUGUUUCAGUUGUCCUGCCAGCCUGCCUGGUUUCAAGAACGACCCUCGCAGAUUUGUGAAGAGAGCUCACGACCCGUGACCAGGUUUUAACGCUGUGUGUUUUGUCCACCAGGAGCAAACACCAGAUAACACAUUUUUACACACAAAAAAAGUAAAACAUUUAUCAAAUGAUAAUUUUUUUUCCGUUUUGCCAAAAGUACAUUUGUUUCGCCACAGUGUUUAAAGGAUAAUUUCCCCUUCUCACAGCAAACAAACUCUUAACUUUAAAGAUAAAAGGUGUUAUAUUUGGUUAGAUUAAGAUUUUGAGUAGAUUUUGAGAUGAAGAGUAUUGUUGCAUAUUAUUACGUGAACGUGUGGAUAUAAAAUUACUGAAAUAUACAUAUCCAAAAUAAAUCAUUCAUAAA
Messenger RNA from Lampris incognitus (smalleye Pacific opah), 2945 nucleotides. Its product is annotated as protein HID1-like. The coding region runs from base 1 to 2358 and encodes 785 amino acids. Gene Ontology annotation, cellular component: membrane; Golgi trans cisterna; Golgi medial cisterna. The record is from RefSeq and is a predicted model, not a curated record. Lineage: Eukaryota; Metazoa; Chordata; Actinopteri; Lampriformes; Lampridae. The transcript is spliced from 19 exons.